Molecule: messenger RNA, 2639 nt
Organism: Aphis gossypii (cotton aphid)
Lineage: Eukaryota; Metazoa; Arthropoda; Insecta; Hemiptera; Aphididae
Product: alpha-N-acetylgalactosaminidase-like
Exons: 10
Coding region: 503-1804 (433 amino acids)
Biological process (GO): glycosylceramide catabolic process; oligosaccharide metabolic process; glycoside catabolic process
Cellular component (GO): cytoplasm
Molecular function (GO): alpha-galactosidase activity
Source: RefSeq, a predicted model, not a curated record
GUAUGUACUGCGGUAUAAAGCGGCACAAGAUUCUCUGAGCGUAUAUUAUAUGUAUAAUAUAUGGACGUCUUGGUUUCAAUUUCAUCGAGGACAUUUCGAAAUAUUUACAAAUCAUUUGUUAUGCGAUAGCGCGCGCGCGACUAGAGUUUUACUUUUACAUAAGUACAUAACAUUUAAAAUAAUAUGUGUCUCCUAAGCCAACCGGCGUGUUAAAAAAAAAACCGGUCUCAUCCAGCGGGACUUGAGUAUAGUGUGUUAAGAUAACGAGUAUUGUACACAUAACACAUUGUGUACACCUGCCGACCCCUCGUCGAAAUAAGUAAUUGGACAAUAUCGUAUUAUAUAGUACAAUACACACAACACGAUCGUUAUAAACGUGCCGGACGUCGACUAAUAUACUUGUUGGACUGUAACACUGUAUCUGUACGUUUUUGAUGCAAGUCGAACCGACGACGCCACAACCGUAACCAAGGAACGUGAGUGCGAGUGAAGAGGCGUCGAAAUGAUCGUCACCACAGCGCUGCGAUGGGCUUGCUGUUUGAUCGUCGUGGUAAUACGAGGGCUCAACGGGCUCGACAAUGGGCUCGCGCUCACGCCACCGAUGGGAUGGCUUGCAUGGCAGCGUUACAGGUGCAUCACGGACUGCGAAGCGUAUCCCGACGACUGUGUCAACGAACAAUUGUUUAUGAGAGCAGCGGAUUUAUUAGUUAGCGAAGGUUACGCUGAUUUGGGUUAUAAUUACGUAAUAGUGGACGACUGUUGGUUGGCCAAGAACAGAUCGGCAGAUGGAAAAUUAGCAGCUGACAAAAAAAGGUUCCCAAGUGGUAUUAAAGCGUUAUCAGACUAUGUACAUUCUAAAGGUCUUAAGUUUGGAUUAUAUGAAGACUGGGGUACUAAAACAUGUGCAGGAUAUCCUGGAGUAUUGGGACACGAAGAGUUGGAUGCCAAGACAUUUGCAGAAUGGGAUGUUGACUAUGUCAAACUAGAUGGAUGUUAUUCAAACGUUAGACACAUGGAUAAAGGCUAUCCUGAAUUCGGGAGGCAUUUAAAUAACACCGGAAGACCUAUGGUGUAUUCAUGUAGUUGGCCAGCUUAUCAAGAAGAAAAAGGAAUGUUAAUUGACUAUGCAUCAAUGGCUAAACACUGCAAUCUUUGGCGUAACUACGAUGAUAUUGAUGACUCGUGGGAAAGUAUGAUCAAAAUUGCAGAUUAUUUUGCACAAAAACAAGAAUUUUGGGCGCAAUACGCUGGACCUGGACACUGGAAUGAUCCAGACAUGCUUUUAAUUGGUAAUUUUGGAUUAACAUACGAUCAAAGUAAAACACAGAUGGCCAUUUGGGCAGUACUGGCUGCUCCAUUACUGAUGUCAAAUAAAUUAAUAGAAGUACAACCACAAUUUAAAGAAAUUUUACAAAACAAAGAAGUUAUUAAAGUCAAUCAAGACUAUCUUGGUAUACAAGGCACUAGAGUUUUUAGGGAUAAGGGUAUUGAUAUUUGGACUAGAAAAAUUGAACCUUUUAAUGAUGGAUACUAUUCAUAUGCUGUAGCGUUUGUAAGUCGCCGUGUUGAUGGUGCACCAUACCCGUACAAUAUAACAUUAGAAGAUUUAGGUCUAAAAAAUCCUAAUGGUUAUUCAAUCACUAACCUCUACGGAAAAGAUAAAAGUCCAGCCCCAUGUAUUUAUAAACCAAACGAUCCAGUUAAAGUUCGAGUUAUUCCUUCAGGAGUGGUUUUUUUACGAAUGAACAUAGACGAUUCAAACAAACCAUGUAAAGAUAACAGCAGAAGUCAGUUCUUCAAGUGAUAAAUAAGAAUAUUCCAAGGCAAUAUAAAUAAAUAAUACAUAUUUUUAGAUUGUAAACUUUAUAUUUUUAAAAUAUUAUUUACUUAAUAACUUGUUGGCUUAACAAAAAAUAUGCUUUAGAUUUUGCUCAAUAAUAUGUAUGUUAACAAAACAAAUUACAAACUCUUAAGAUACAUUAUAUGUAUAGGUUUUAUUAUUUAUAGUUAUUGUGACAAUUAAAGAUCGUACUUGUUUUAUAUUUCUGGAACACUGGAAUUCUCCAACAAGUAUAUCACCUAAAAAAUAAAUUAGCAUAUGUAUUACUAGUAAGCAUAUAAUAUUAUUUUGAAUUAUCAAUAAUAAAUUUUAACCAACAUAACUAUCUAUUACCUAUUGGUUAAUAUUAUAAGUGUUGCAAAAAUAACAUCAUCAAAAUCCAAAUUACAAUUAAUUAUUAUAAAUUUAUUUACAAACUUUUAUUAAAGUUUUUAUACUAUUUUCUUUUAGAAAACAUUUAACAUAGUGAUUAAUAAUUAUAUAAAUGUAUCAUUUGUGUGUUAAAAAUGUUUUUUUUUUUUAAGUUCAUAGCAAUACUAUUAUAGUUUUAAAUGGUUUAGUUUAGUUAUGCUAGUUAGAAAAAUGAUAAUAAUUUUUUAAUAGAAAAAUAUGUAUUGUACAAUAUAAAAACUAAUAUGAAUGAAUAUUGACUUUAGUCGUUCAAAAAUUAAAUUUUAAAAUCUGAUUCAAAUGUUCAACGACUAAUUUUUAACAAUAAGGACUAACAAACAAUUGUAUAGCAAUUAAUGUAAGUUAAAAUAGUUCAUUAUUAAAAUGAAUCUCUAUUUUUGUAAACCAA